UGGUGGCGGUUAUGGUAGUCACAAUAAAAGCGACUGCGAUGGUUUCUCCCACCUUUACCGUUACUCGGUAAUUUUGUUACUUGCACAAAUAGUAGUGGUUGUUGUCGUGUGGGGGCCCCAGUUCAGCUCUGAUCCAGCUGACGUAUGAUGAAAAGCGUUCCAGUCACGACCAUUUCGUCUGUUGUUGUCUCUCUCUCUGGGAUGAUUAAUGUCCAAUAUGAGUUGAUGGAGGUUUUUGGCUGUUUUUUUCUUAACAGGUCGCGCAAUCACGACCACGUAUAGGCUUCCCUACCACCACCCCAUACGUUGAUAGAAUAGUAGUAGUAGUGGUGGUGGUGAUGAUGGUGCCUAUAAGAAAGUUAGAACCGGGUUGUAUGAAGGUUGAAAAGGGAAAAUAUGAAGAGUAAGAGUGAAAGAGAGAGAGACAGAGAGAGAGAGAGAGAGAGGAGGAAAGUAGAGCAACAUUGGCACGUGAACAUCGAAAAAAAUUGGAGACACCCAAAUGGUGUAUAUAAAUACAUACACGCAUUCAGCUAACCAUGUACACACAUGUACGCGGGUAUAUAUAUAUAUAUAUAUAUAUAGAUAGAUAGAUAGAUAGAUAGAUAGGAUUUGGUAGAAGAUAGAGAAAACGUGAUAGAUAUUGAAAUAAUGAUAAGAAAAGACGAGACAGACUGGGAUAGAGAGAAAGAAAGAGAGUAAAGAAAAAACGAGACAUUACAAAGCGAUAAGAGAUAGAGAAAGAAAGUAUAAAAUAUAGAAGAGUAAAUUAGAGGGAGUAAGAGAGAUAAGGUGGAAGUACGGGGUAGAGUAGAAGUGUGAGGGGACAAGAGAGAAAGAGAGAAAGUAGUGGAGGGGGAAUAGUGUGUCAGUGUGUGUAUAUGUAAAUAUGUGUAUGUGUGUGUGUCAUAUUUUUUUUUAAAGCUGUAUUUGUGGCACGUUGUUCCUGCUGUACUCUAAACUAAAACUACUACAACUCCCCUCACUUAAGAUUGCUUCCUUUUUGCGAGACGCAUAUACUUUAACACACACAUACAUAUAUAUAUAUAUGUAUAUAUAUACAUAGAUAGAUUUAAGUACACACGCACAUAUAUACACAUGCGCAUAUUCAAGACGCGCGACGGAAAGACACGAAAAACAAGAGAGAAAGCGAGAGAGAAGGCGACAUAGAGAGAGAGAGAGAGUGAGCGAGACUCAACGAGAGAAAGAGAAAGAAAGAGAGUGAGAGAGUCAUACGGACAUACAGAAAGCCAGAGCGAAGACCAGAAAAAGUGUACAUAUAUACAUCGUAUUUAAUAUAGAUAUUUAUGUAUGUAUAUAGAGUUGUAAGGUGACGGAAAACGGAACAAAAAGGGAGAAGAAAAAAAAAAAUAAUCAGCUACCAACCGGCGAAAAAGACUUUAACAUUAAUACUGAUUAUACACCCAACUGGAUAUAUAUUUACAUACAUCUAUAUACACUACACGCAUGUAUACUUGUAUAUAUACACCUAUAUUGAUUGAUUGAAACCUUAGAUAGGUCUGCCAUGUGUGUAUAUAUGCAUGUAUCUACACAUGUAUACUUAACUACACGUAAAUUGAUAGAUUAAUAGGAUAUGUUUGUGUAUAUGUAUAUAUACGCAUCUCUCUUUCAUUAACAGUUGCUUAUAUGUAUAUAUAUAUACACAAAUAUAUGUAAAUAUAUUAUAUAUCAGAAAAUUUAUAUAUACACUACACGACGUAGACAAAUACAGAUAUAAAACAGUAUUUAAUAUAAACCAGCCAAGAUGACAGAGAACACCGCAAAAGAUUUGAUACUGGACAUUAUCGGUCGUUUGCGAAGCCGCAAAGCCCGACCUGAUUUCGAAAAUAUUUGCCACAUGGCCUCGCGGAAACAUGGAUUAAGUUUGAAAGAAACGGAGGAGAUGAUGAGCAAACUGGUGCAGGAGAAUAUUGUCAUCAGAGUCACUUACAAAGGAAGGACGAGCUACAGAAAUGCGGCCAAGUGCUCCAAGACCCGAAUGCACGCCGAACUUUUAAACAAGAAAGCAGCCACGAAACUGCGGUUUGCCAUUCAAUCGCGCUGUUCACUGAACAAUAAUAACAAUAACAGCAUUAGUAAGUGUGAAAAACACAGAGGUAUUAAUAAUAAUAAUAAUAAUAAUAAUAAUAAUAAUAAUAAUAAUAGUAAUAGUAAUAAUAAUAAUAACUGUACAAAUAGUACAUGUGAUAACAAUUCCGUGAAUGACUGUGUCCACUCUUCUAAUGCCACUACUACGAACCAAAGUGGAGCCGGUUCAUGUGACAGUAAAACUUGUAGUCACUCUGCUCAAAAAUCCAGGUCGAAUUAUCAGGAUCCUAGCGUGGCCACCAUUACCAAUAAUAAUAAUAAUAAUAAUAAUAAUUGCACGACACCCCAGGUACUUACUGAUGAAUGCAACGGUGGUGGUGAUGAUGAUAGUGGUAACGGUGACUAUGAUGAUAGUGGUGAUGUAGGUGUCAGUCGUGAACAGAUCGAACUGUGGUGGCAUGCACAAGGUUUCGAAUCGGCUCUGGCAAAGAUUGAUUUAAGCACGGUCAUCCAGAACGAAUUAAUAGCUAAAAAUAUCCAGCUUUUACCGAACGGAAAGUUGGUGUUGACCAACAGCGGAUCUACUACUACAGCUGCUAAUUCGGCCCUUUUAAAUACCGCAUCUCUUUCAUCUUUGGUACCAUUCUCUUCAGAUUCCUUGCCGACAACAAAUUCUUCGUCUUUUGUCCCUUGUUCGACUCCCGACACAUCCAGUGUGUCCCUUUCUUGCCAAGCACCCCUAUCACAUGCAGCAGUAACAGCAGCAGCAACAGACACGAGCCCUUCCGAUAAACAGAAGGCUGAUCAGGAUAGGAAUGGUAUCUGUGGAAGCGGUGGGACAGGUGACACAAGCCGUCAUCCUGUCAGUAAGAACUGUCUUCCCAAACCACCCUGUAAAAGAGGACGUCCUGUCUCCAGACGAAAGAAAUUCCUCAAGACCCAUGGCCCUGACUUUCAAGCUGAGAUGCCGGUUGCAAUACAUGGCAUCACCAAAUGUGAUUUUUGCCAGCGUCCUCCCGAUAUGAACUGUGGUAACCAAGAAGAGGAACUGCUUUGCUGUAAAGACUGCAACACCAAAGCACACCCUUCCUGUAUGAACUACACUCCAGAACUUGCUCUUCGUGUUCAUCAAUCGCCGUGGCAAUGUCCCACCUGUAAGGUGUGCAGCAUAUGUAAAGACCCAGGAAAUCCUGCAAUGUUAGUCUGUUAUUCUUGUGACAAAGGCUUCCACGUUCAGUGUUUGUACCCACCUCUGGAUAAAAGUCCUUCAGGUGAGCUAGCUAUUGCGGGUCAUUGGGUUUGUAGUAUGUGUAGCAAACAGGACAUCAAGGACAAUGACAGUUCCAAGCUUGUCUCCUCUUCAGAGGAACUGAUGACAAUAAAGAAAGAAGCAUGUACUUAUGGACCACCAACCCCUUCCGAGUCUCCAGAACCAAAUCUUACCGAAAUGCAGCAAGAUUUUCCAAGGAAACGUAAUCUCUAUGAAGGACCUUACCCUGAUGUCACGGACUAUACUAUUGAAGAUGUCGUCAAAUUCUUCAAGUCAAAGGGUUUUACCAAAGAAGCUUCAGCAUUCAGUGAACAGGAAAUUGAUGGCAAAUCGCUGUUACUGAUGAAGCGCGAUGACGUAUUGGUUGGUCUGCGGGACUACAUCUGUUUAGGGCCGGCCCUGAAGAUUUUCAAACAUGUCGAGAGGUUACAGUGGGCCUCUGAAUAAGUCACCUGGUCUUCUGCUACAUUCAACUCAACUCAGCCUCCUUGAUGGAUGGGUCGAUGGAUGGAUGGAGCAAAGCAAUGUUAUGGAUGUGAUAGUGAAGAACUGAUUAACUGACAACGAUGAUGAUGAUGAGGAAAAGGAGGAGGAGGAAGAGGAAAACUAUUGAACUUCCACCCAACAUGAUAUAAAACUCUGUGUGUGUGGAUAUAUAUGUAUGAU
Octopus bimaculoides (California two-spot octopus) is the source of this 3985-nucleotide messenger RNA. RefSeq lists its product as uncharacterized. NCBI's taxonomy places the organism in Eukaryota, Metazoa, Mollusca, Cephalopoda, Octopoda, Octopodidae. The record is from RefSeq and is a predicted model, not a curated record. Gene Ontology annotation, molecular function: DNA binding.